This is a messenger RNA of Dermacentor andersoni, 2142 nucleotides long. The record is from RefSeq and is a predicted model, not a curated record. NCBI's taxonomy places the organism in Eukaryota, Metazoa, Arthropoda, Arachnida, Ixodida, Ixodidae.
AUGACCUCUGCGCGCAUCGUCACGGAGGCCAUGCGGCACGGAAAACAGAUGCUGCACAAGCGCAAGACGAGCAGAAACGCUAGCGUGCAGAAAGCACGGCCUGAAGGAGCAGGACAAGAUAAAAUUAAUACAAGCCCUGAUGAUGAGUACGGCACCCCGUACGUGGGUCUCAAGAACAGCGAGAGGGACAAGCUGAACACUCUCAUACGCAAGACCUACAAACUGGCACUGGGCCUUCCUCCGAUGACGCCGACGGAAGAACUACUCAGCCUCGGCACACAGUCCCCGGAGCUUUCUGGACACUUUUCUACCUACCUUUAUCCUGUCAAGAAAACCCUUGAGUUGCCCAAGCUCGGUGUCGUGCUUAAGAAGCACGUCACCGAACUUCUUAAGCACGACAUCGUGGCGGCCCGCUACGUGUUCGCGGUGGCGGGCUUCUUCGGUCUGAUGCACCUGUACGUGCAGCGGCUCAACCUGAGCGUCGCCAUCGUGGCCAUGGUGCGCAUGACGGGCGACAGGAACCGCACCGCGGACACCGGCUGCAACUUCGACGACGUAGGAAACGCCUCGACCAGGGAACUGCGUGAUUUGGCGCAUACGCAGACGGGCGACUUCGACUGGGACGAGCAGACCAAGAGCUCGGUGCUGUCGUCGUUCUUCUACGGCUACAUCCUGCUGCAGUUCCCGGGCGGGCGGCUAGCCGACCGAUACGGCGGCAAGCACCUGAUGGGCUCCGGCGUCCUGGUCUCGUCGCUGCUCACGCUGCUCACGCCGGCCGCCGCUAGACUGCACUACACGGCACUCAUGCUCGUCCGAUUCCUAAUGGGCGUCGCCGGGGUAUGCUGCUCGCCACGCAGUUCUCAGCGACAAAACUCCAUGCAGGCGAUGCUGGCCCAGUGGGUGCCCAAGGCGGAGCGCACCAUCAUCUCCAACAUCGUGUUCACCGGCUCCUUCACUGGCACCGUGGUUGCCAUGACUUCGACCGGCGUCAUGAGCGACUCUGAGGUCUUAGGUGGCUGGCCGUCCGCUUUCUACCUCUUCGGUUUUACCGGUUGCGCCUGGUGCCUCAUGUGGUUCCUCAUGAUCCACAACAGACCUGUGGAGCAUCCGAGGAUCAGCCAUGGCGAACUGAUGUUCAUCACCGGCGGCAGCGUCAUCAUGCAGGGAUCUGCAGUCUUUCAUUUAUCUCAAUCACGACGCCCCGAAAAUAUGGAUGUGGGCCGAGUUUCGCAUUGCAACUGGCGCGAGCAGAUCAUGCCGAUUCCCUGGAAGGCUAUGCUGACGUCUCCAGCUGUCUGGUCCCUGGCAGCCACACAGUGGGCGCACACCUACGGCUCCUACACCCUCAUGACCGAGCUUCCCAACUACCUCAAGAAUAUUCUUGGCUUUGGACUUACGCAGAACGGAAUUCUGAACGGGGCUCCGUACCUCGCGUUGUCCGUGCUCUCACUGAUCAUCGGAUGGACCUCGGACGUCUUCCGGCGGCGAAAUGUUGCUACGGUCACUACCAUCCGGAAAAUAUGCGAUUCCGUUUCAGCGUUCGGACCGGCGCUGUGCCUGAUAGCUGUGACCAUGGCGCCCUGCGAGCGGAUGCUGGCCGUCCUAUGGUUCUGGAUGGCCAUAUCCCUCAUCUCGUUCGCAAACUCUGGCUUCAACUGCACCCACAUCGACAUGGCCCCUGCGUUUGCAGGUACUCUAUUUGGGAUUACAAACUGCAUAGGAAACACGACAGGAAUAAUAGCCCCUCAAGUCGUAGGUUUCCUGACCGAAACUCAUAACAACGUGGACAGCUGGAAGACGGUGUUCUACAUCACGGCCGCCGUCUACACCGUGGGCGGCCUGCUGUUCCUGCUUUUCGGGUCGGCCGAGCCACAGGAGUGGGCCAUGGACGUGCCCACCACCAGCGUGGACCUCUACCGGGAGCAGCAGAACCGCUCCCUGCAGUGCUGCAACUGGUCCACGCUCUCCGCCGCCCGCAGCAGCCCGCUGGCCGUGAUGGCGUACAACUCGCACAGCAACCAGGUCUCGUCCAGCGUCAAGACCAGCCAAUGACGACCGAGUGCCGCCGCUUCGCGCAUGCCGUGCCCUCGCGCUUCGUCUUCGCAUGCAUCGGUGGCAAAAGGGCUUUGAAAGACUCGACUG